Messenger RNA from Sorghum bicolor (sorghum), 1167 nucleotides. Its product is annotated as ribosome-inactivating protein 9. Gene Ontology annotation, molecular function: rRNA N-glycosylase activity. Bases 114 to 986 code for a protein of 290 amino acids. The transcript has a single exon. Gene Ontology annotation, biological process: negative regulation of translation. NCBI's taxonomy places the organism in Eukaryota, Viridiplantae, Streptophyta, Magnoliopsida, Poales, Poaceae. The record is from RefSeq and is a predicted model, not a curated record.
AUGGCUACAUGCCCCAACUCUCCUACUAUAUAUUAGCAAGCUAGUACAUCAUCCCAAUUCACAAUACCAACAACCUAUCCAUCAUUUUAGGUGUUGAUACAAAAGAGAAGACAAUGGCCGAGCCAAAGCCAGAGUUCAGUGAUCUUAUUACGCAAGCGAAGAAAAAAAUAGUACCAAAGUUCACUGAAAUCUUCCCCGUGGAGGACGUGAACUACCCUUACGGCUCCUUCAUCGCCGCGGUCAGGAAAGAUGUGGUCAAAUACUGCACCGACCAUAAAGGCAUCUUCCAGCCUGUGCUGCCGCCGGAGAAGAAGGUCCCCGAGCUCUGGUUCUACACCCAGCUCAAAACCAAGACCAGCUCCAUCACGCUCGCCAUACGCAUGGACAACCUCUACCUCGUCGGCUUCAGGACCCCGGCCGGUGUGUGGUGGGAGUUCGGCAAGACCGGCGACACCCACCUCCUCGACGACAACCCGAGGUGGCUCGGCUUUGGCGGCCGGUACCAGGACCUCAUCGGCAAUAAGGGCCUGGAGACCGUCACCUUGGGCCGUGCCGAAAUGACAAGAGCCGUCAACGACCUGGCGAAGAAGACGACGAUGACAUUAGAGGAGGAGCAGCUGCUGAUGCUGCAGGAUGCUGGUCUGGCAGCGGCGGCUGACCCGCAAGCCGACACGAAGAGCAAGCUGGCGAAGCUGGUGGUCAUGGUGUGCGAGGGGGUGCGGUUCAACACUGUGUCCCGCACGGUAGAAGCGGGGUUCAACAAAGGGGUGACCAUAAGCGAGAUGCAGGGGAAGCAGGUGCAGAAAUGGGACAGGAUCUCGAAAGCUGCCUUCGACUGGGCUAAAAACCCGAACGCUGUGAUCCCUGACAUGCAGAAGCUUGGCAUCAAAGAUAAAAACGAGGCUGCGAGGAUCGUUGCGCUCGUUAAGAAUCAAACUACUGCUACUGCUAGUGCUAGUGCUACAUAUGAGAAGAGCGAUGUCUGAUGAUCGACACAUCAUGACUUGCCGUUGUACUCCUAGCUAUAUGCAUACCGUGCUUGCUGCUACUAUGUUUGUAUACAAAUAAAUACACCCCGCGUACGUGGUGUUCCUUGUAGCCCUCUAAUGAGAAAUAUCUAAAUAAAAUCCAGCAUGCUCCCCAUGCUGUGGUGGUUUAAAUUUGAGA